AGUGAUUUUUUUUUACUUUUAAAUUAUUAUUAAAUAAUUAAAAAAAUGAAGGGUCAAGAAAAAUUAUGUGCAAAAUUAUCAAGUGCAUUUUUACGGAAGUGGUGGUUUAUAAUUGCCUUGGCUGUGAUUUUAAUAUUAUUUGGCGUAGCAAUCACAAUAUUUUUCACAAGUUGGGUGAGAUUAGUCAUAGAUCACGAAAUAGUCCUCAGAGGUAAUUCAGACACAUUCCGAUGGUGGUCGAAACCACCAGUAGUUCCUGUUCUCAAAGUCUACAUUUAUAAUGUAACAAAUGCUGACGAAUUUUUAAAUAAUGGAUCAAAACCAAUCGUUGAAGAACUUGGACCCUAUGUUUACAAUGAAGAUUGGGAAAAAGUUAACAUUAAAUUCAAUGACAAUGGAACAGUAUCGUUCAAUCAAAGAAAAAUCUAUGUAUUUGAUGAAGAAGCAUCAUAUGGCUCUGAAGAUGAUGUAGUUGUCGUACCUAAUAUACCAAUGUUAAGUGCCACAUCACAAUCAAAACAUGCAGCACGUUUCCUUCGGUUAGCUAUGGCUAGUAUUAUGGAUAUAUUAAAAAUUAAACCGUUCGUUGAAGUUUCUGUUGGACAAUUGUUAUGGGGAUACGAAGAUCCACUAUUAAAACUAGCUAAAGAUGUUGUACCAAAAGAACAAAAAUUACCGUAUGAAGAAUUUGGUUUGAUGUAUGGUAAAAAUGGAACAUCCAAUGACGUAGUAACAGUAUUUACUGGUGCCAAUGACAUUACAAAAUUCGGUUUAAUUGACACAUAUAAUGGUAAUACACAUUUGCCACAUUGGAGAACAGAUGCUUGUAAUGCAUUAAACGGUUCUGAUGGUUCCUUAUUCCCUCCACAUAUGACAAAAGAUACAACACUUUAUAUUUAUGACAAAGACUUAUGUCGGCUUUUACCUUUAAAGUAUUUAAAAACAGUCAAUACUAAAGACGAUGUGUUAGGAUACCGAUUUACUCCACCACAAAAUGUGUUCGCAAGUGUUGAUAAAGAACCAGAAAAUAUGUGCUUCUGCCCACAUGGACCACCAUGUGCUCCAAAUGGAUUAUUUAACGUAUCAUUAUGUCAAUACGAUUCACCAAUUAUGAUUUCAUUCCCGCAUUUCUAUUUGGCCGAUGAUAGUUUACGAACAGCAUUUGAAGGAAUUUCUCCAGCUGACCCAGAAAAACAUAUGCUUUAUUUGGAUGUUCAACCAGAAAUGGGUACAGCUUUAAGUGCGAAAGCAAGAGUACAAAUUAAUUUAGCUGUUAGUCAAGUAAUCGACAUUAAACAAGUCGCCAGUUUUCCAGAUAUUGUCUUCCCCAUUAUGUGGUUCGAAGAAGGAAUCAGUGGUCUUCCAAAAGAAGUAACAAAUCUACUAAACUUAGCAACAAUAGCACCACCAAUUGCGCGAACAUCAUUAAUGAUUGGAUUUUAUAUAAUUGGUAGUUUAUUAUUAAUUGUUGCUGUAUGGCGAUUAGUAAAAGCAGCACAUGCGCACAGUACAUUAAGGCUGAACACACCACAAUAUAAUAUACCACCAGUAAAUGGAAAUUCAAAAUCAGCAGACAAUAAUUUACAAUUGAAUACCAUCACAAAAUAGUAAAACAACACAAAAGUCUUAUAUUUAAAUAUAUAAAAAAAGAAAGAAAACGAUAUGCCAUUCUGUCCCAAUUAUGUUAUGAAUUUGCUUUGAACAAUUCGAUUUUUAGAUUGAUUUUUUUAAACAAUUGACUCUUAAAUUUAGAAUAAUUUUUGAAAUAAAAUUAAAAGACAUUUAAUUAUUUUUUUUGGUACUUUUCUAGAUAGGUUGUUGUUGUGUUUUGUAGUGUCUUUUUUGUAUAUUAUUUAAAAUGAUAUUGUUCAAACAAAAUAAAAGACUAUGAAACUUAACAGGAUGGUUAAUUAUUUAAAAAAAUUCUAUAAUAUAAAGACAAAAGUCAUGAAGAAACGAAUUUGAAUAAAAUGAGAACUAAUGUAUAUUUCCUUUAUUUAUUAUGAAAUGCAAUAUUAAAUAUACAGUUUAAAGAAUUGAACCAAUCCUUGGAAAAAUUACUAGCUGUGAUUUCCUACAAAAAAAAAAAAAACGAAUUUCACCAGAGGAAAAAUGAUUAUUUCUUUUUUGGCUAAAUACUUAAUGGAAACCUUGGAUUGUUAUUUUGAGGGACUAAAACAUUUUGAUUUGACGAAGUACUUUGCCAAAAAUUGAAACAAAUACAUUCAGCAUUUUUCCAACUAAAAUAAUUAUUUACAGUCUAUCAAGUCAAAGUUAAUAAUUUUUCCCAGAUAAAAUUAUUAUUUUUAUUGCACUAAUUAUAGGACAUCAGAACAAACGUUUUUCAAAAUUUUUAAUUUUUUUCAAAAUAUCACUUUCAAUUUGACGAUUUUGCAACAUUAAAAAGUUUGCGGGUAAAAUUAGAAUCAAGAGUAGCGUUUUAGUUGGUAAAUUAUUGAAAGGGGUGUUAUAUAUAAAGAUGCAUAUCUUUUAAAUAAGCUAAACGCACCAUAUUAUCGAAAUUUUU
This is a messenger RNA of Chrysoperla carnea, 2527 nucleotides long. RefSeq names its product scavenger receptor class B member 1 (gene emp). Gene Ontology annotation, cellular component: membrane; cytoplasm; lysosome. Gene Ontology annotation, molecular function: scavenger receptor activity. NCBI's taxonomy places the organism in Eukaryota, Metazoa, Arthropoda, Insecta, Neuroptera, Chrysopidae. The record is from RefSeq and is a predicted model, not a curated record. The transcript has 9 exons. The coding region runs from base 46 to 1608 and encodes 520 amino acids.